Molecule: messenger RNA, 3613 nt
Organism: Drosophila busckii
Lineage: Eukaryota; Metazoa; Arthropoda; Insecta; Diptera; Drosophilidae
Gene: CaMKII
Product: calcium/calmodulin-dependent protein kinase type II alpha chain
Exons: 16
Coding region: 127-1725 (532 amino acids)
Biological process (GO): protein phosphorylation
Cellular component (GO): neuron projection; cytoplasm
Molecular function (GO): calcium/calmodulin-dependent protein kinase activity; calmodulin binding; ATP binding
Source: RefSeq, a predicted model, not a curated record
CAAUGAUACGUAUAUGUAGAUCGUCUUAUACUUCUGGACAACAUACAUAAAUAGGAGGAACACAAUCUGAGAGACAACUCCUACAUUGACACACACACAAUAGAUUUUCUCAAGUGUGCCAUCGCGAUGGCUGCUCCAGCAGCCUGUACGCGUUUUUCGGACAAUUAUGACAUCAAAGAAGAACUUGGAAAGGGCGCUUUUUCCAUAGUAAAAAGAUGUGUGCAAAAAUCAACAGGAUUCGAGUUUGCCGCAAAGAUUAUAAACACCAAAAAGCUAACAGCAAGAGAUUUUCAAAAGCUAGAACGCGAAGCUCGUAUAUGUAGAAAACUUCACCAUCCUAAUAUUGUGCGAUUGCAUGACAGUAUACAGGAGGAGAACUAUCAUUAUCUUGUUUUUGACCUUGUGACUGGUGGUGAACUUUUCGAAGAUAUUGUUGCACGUGAAUUUUAUUCAGAGGCUGAUGCAUCACAUUGUAUUCAACAAAUAUUGGAAUCAGUAAAUCACUGCCAUCAAAAUGGUGUGGUGCAUCGGGAUCUCAAACCUGAGAAUUUACUAUUAGCAAGUAAGGCAAAGGGUGCAGCUGUGAAACUCGCUGACUUUGGUCUAGCCAUUGAAGUGCAAGGCGAUCACCAAGCCUGGUUCGGAUUCGCUGGUACUCCCGGCUAUCUGUCGCCUGAGGUGUUGAAGAAGGAGCCGUAUGGCAAAUCGGUGGAUAUUUGGGCAUGUGGAGUUAUUCUUUAUAUAUUGCUGGUUGGCUAUCCGCCGUUUUGGGACGAGGAUCAGCAUCGUUUGUACUCACAGAUAAAGGCUGGAGCAUAUGAUUAUCCUUCACCAGAAUGGGACACUGUGACGCCAGAAGCAAAGAAUUUGAUUAAUCAAAUGCUUACUGUAAAUCCAAAUAAGCGAAUAACUGCUGCAGAGGCCCUCAAGCACCCAUGGAUAUGUCAACGAGAACGCGUAGCCUCUGUUGUCCACCGCCAAGAAACUGUUGACUGUCUCAAGAAAUUUAAUGCGCGUCGCAAGCUCAAAGGAGCCAUACUCACAACAAUGCUUGCCACCAGGAAUUUCUCCAGCAGAAGUAUGAUCACCAAAAAGGGGGAUGGAUCUCAGGUUAAGGAGUCAACAGAUUCUUCGAGCACAACACUGGAGGACGAUGAUGUCAAGGAAGAUAAAAAAGGAAUCGUUGAUCGCAGUACCACAGUCAUAUCAAAAGAUCCAGAAGAAAUAAGGAUUGUGUGUCCUGCAAAAACAUGCCAGCAAAUCUCUGGAAACUCGCAAUGCUCCUCAGCAGCUAGACGACAGGAGAUCAUCAAGAUUACAGAACAGCUGAUUGAAGCUAUCAACAGCGGUGACUUUGACGGAUACACUAAAAUAUGCGACCCUCAUCUUACUGCUUUUGAACCAGAAGCCCUGGGCAACUUGGUUGAAGGAAUUGACUUUCACAAAUUCUAUUUUGAAAAUGUACUUGGUAAAAAUUGCAAAGCCAUAAAUACUACAAUAUUAAAUCCCCAUGUGCAUUUACUUGGAGAGGAGGCUGCUUGCAUCGCCUAUGUGAGACUUACGCAGUACAUUGAUAAGCAAGGGCACGCGCACACCCAUCAAUCUGAGGAAACUCGAGUAUGGCAUAGACGCGACAACAAAUGGCAAAAUGUUCACUUUCAUAGAAGUGCCUCGGGCAAAAUAAGUGGAGCCACAACUUUUGAUUUUAUACCGCAGCAAAAGUAGGCAGGCCAGUUUAAUGGACACGGUCCCAAAAGAUAUUACUAAUUAGCAACAUAUUAAUAAAACACUGAAUUACGUAUGCUGCAGUAGAUUCAACAUCCAGCAGCAGCAUUAUAGUCAUGGCAAAUGAAGCACACUUAUUCUUAUCAAAAUGAAUGAAAACAAACAAGAAAUAGAAACAAAAUAUUGUUAGUUAGUUUUAAAUAGAAGCGUCAAAUCUAACUAAUUUGACCGUUUCAGUUUUCAAAAUAUCAUAUAUUUCCUAUUCUAUAUUUAUGUUUUAAUUAAAUGUUGUUACCCAAACUGCGAGUCAGUCAGAGUGAAGAGACACAACAUAAACACUAUAUAAUGAAAUUGAAUGUAUUACUAACUUAAACGUGUCCAGAAAACGUAAAAUUAUGUAAUCGAAAUUUUUUAAAAAAAAUUAAGAAUGAAUCGAAACUUUAUAUUGUAAUUUCAACUUGAUCCUUAAAUGAUAUUUCUCGAUGUUUCCGCAAGGGAGUUGCUUUCUCAGAUAUCCAGAAUAAGCAUGUGUUUGAAUACACAUACAAUUGUCAUUAUGUUGCUUAUUAAUAUAUUCAGCUUUCUUGAACUUGGAAAAAUACACAAAUUUACAUAAAUAAAUUUAAAUGCACAGACAUACAUACACAAUAUCACCUUUGAAAGCACCCAAUUUCAUGCAACCGUAAUUUUUCUCUUAAACAGCCUGUUACAAUUUAUUGACAAUGAUCUCUUUGAUUACACAAUAAUUCUUUAACUGCAUACAUCACAACAGACAUUAAUACACAUUCUCAUAAAACAUACAAACAUGUGUAUAUGUGCCAUAAAUACAUGUGUACAUACAUACGUAUCUGAUUUACUUAUUUAGCUAAAACCAAAAGAUAUAGGAAAACAUAUAUAUACUUGAAUUUAAAAAUAAGAAAUAUACUUAUGCUGUAACAAGCAAAUCUAACCAUGUGAAAUACACGCAAAAAAUUAUAAAUAUAAAGUAAGUAUGCAUUUAAGCUGCAGAAAAUGUUUGAAACCAAAGCAAGUAAAAAUGUCGUAAUCAAUGAAUGUGAAUUAUCUAAUUAUUAAAAAUUAUAGGCCAAAAUGCUUGAAGAUUUUGACAUAAAUAUGAAAUUAAAAUUCGGAAACAGAUAUAACGUGCACAUUGGCGGUUUGCAUAAAUAAUACAUACAUACAUAUGUUCGUUAUCAAAAGCAAACAAAUAGAAUAUAUAUACGGAUGCUAAUACAAGCAUUUUAUUUAUGUAUUUCAAUAAUUGUUUAAUUACAUUUUUUAUACAUUUCUGUAUAAUCAUAAGCACAUAAACUGAAGCAGAAUACCGAUCUAGUGCAAUCAACAAAUUCUCUUGGAAUGUAAUGGAAGUUAUAAAUGCACGAGCGCAUUAAGUUGAGCGCAGCCAACUUUUUGAUAUAUUUCGACUAGGAGAUCGCAGAAAGCAUACACACUCACAUACACAUAAUAGCUUAGGCGUCACAGCAUGUUUUUUCUGCAACGUCCGCAGCUACGCUCGCAUAGCACUUCGGCGAACACUACUAUCCAUCACAAUAGCGUUCAUACGCAAACUACGUGCAAGUAGAAACUAUUUCACACAGCAAAUCACUGUUUAUUCGUUACCUAAAAAUUUAAACAUAUAUGUAUACAUUUUCUUUGUAUUGAACGAAUAAAUCUAUUUGCAAAUAAUAAAUUAUCUUUGUCAGUACGUCAGAAUUUAUUCGAAACAUUUUCGUUGCAAAUAAGCCGCGUGUAUAAAACGAGUAUUAUUAAUGUGUGUAAGUUUGUGCAAGGAAAUUUGUACUAUAGCCAUACGAAUAUUUAUUGUACAUAUAUAAAUGUAUGAUCAACUUCCAUUAUGAAGAACUUAAAUGUUAUAUUUUAAUUUUAA